Molecule: messenger RNA, 546 nt
Organism: Musca vetustissima
Lineage: Eukaryota; Metazoa; Arthropoda; Insecta; Diptera; Muscidae
Product: probable cytochrome P450 313a4
Exons: 2
Coding region: 1-546 (181 amino acids)
Molecular function (GO): oxidoreductase activity, acting on paired donors, with incorporation or reduction of molecular oxygen; iron ion binding; monooxygenase activity
Source: RefSeq, a predicted model, not a curated record
AUGAUGCAAGGACAGUCCAAUAAUAGUAACAUUUUCAUUGAUCAAGCCAUUGAACUUAUGAGAAAGAAUAUCUUUACAGCGAAGCAUGUGGAAGACGAAUCAGGUACAAUUGUCUUAGCGGCAUUCGAGACGACGGCCAAUACAAUUGGAUAUGUUCUUAUUUUGCUGGCAAUGUUCCCAGAAUAUCAACAAAAAGUCUACGAGGAACUGUUGACGAUAUUUCCAGAUGGAGGAGAUUUUGAUGUGACCUAUGCAAAUACCCAAGACAUGACCUAUAUGGAUAUGGUUAUCAAUGAAUCAAUGCGUGUACUGACACCAAUACCUUUCGUAGCACGUGAGAAUUCACAGGAUAUUAAGCUAUCCAAUGGAAUGGUUAUACCAUCUGGGGUACAAUUUUUUCUUAACAUUUUCACAAUGCACAGACGUAAGGAUUUGUGGGGUCCCAAUGCUGACAUGUUUGAUCCCGACCAUUUUCUGCCAUCUAACCUGGAAGGCAAACAUCCAUAUGCAUUUAUUCCCUUUACAAAGGAAUUCGGAACUGUAUAG